ACUGCUUUGAGUCGCGCUCGCAGCCGAGCGGCAGAGCGAACGUGGGCAUUCGCAGCAGCAGAUAGCCGACUUGGCGCUUGGACUAAAUUCAGAUUCUCGCGCGGCAGGGGGCAAGCAGAUCAGACUGCCAUUCUAAAUCGCACUGGUUUUCGCUUGUUGAGCACCGGGACGGGACAAGCUAGCCUGACUGGCCUGGUGAGGGAGGGGCGACUGGCUUCACUAAGGCCUGUGAAGCACCCCCCCCCCACCCCACCCCACACACACCUGCUGUAAGGAGAGCUGGAGUCAGGAGGACCGUAAGGGAUCGGGGAGAAGCUUCACUUGGCACCGCUGAAGUCAAAGCGAUUGUUAGGGAGCGUGGGAAAACGUGCGGGCCAUGGGGAAGUCUAACAGCAAGCUGAAACCUGAGGUGGUGGAGGACCUGACCCGCAAGACCUACUUCACAGAAAAGGAGGUGCAGCAGUGGUAUAAGGGCUUCAUUAAAGACUGCCCCAGUGGUCAGCUGGAUGCUGACGGCUUCCAGAAGAUCUACAAGCAGUUCUUCCCCUUUGGAGACCCCACCAAAUUUGCCAACUUCGUCUUCAACGUCUUCGACGAGAACAAGGAUGGGCGUAUUGAGUUUUCUGAAUUUAUCCAGGCGUUGUCCAUCACAUCACGUGGAACUCUGGAUGAAAAACUCAGGUGGGCCUUCAAGCUGUACGACCUGGACAACGACGGCUACAUAACCCGGGACGAGAUGCUCAACAUCGUGGACGCCAUCUACCAGAUGGUGGGCAACACAGUGGAGCUGCCGGAGGAGGAGAACACACCGGAGAAGCGCGUCGAUCACAUUUUUGCUAUGAUGGACAAGAAUUCAGAUGGGCUGCUGACCCUGCAGGAGUUUCAGGAGGGCUCAAAGGCGGACCCCUCCAUAGUGCAGGCCCUGUCCCUCUACGAUGGCCUGGUGUAGUGCACAGAGCUCAGUGGAUAUCCCGGAUUCAGCAGCUUCACUCUUGUUCUCAGAAUCCGCCCUGUGGCAAGAAGAGGGAAUCUGGGGAACUGAAAAGGGGUGGGCCCUCUGCUGUCAAUCACUCAUCUCCACAUCUGCCAAAAAAAAAAAAAACUACAAAAUAUAUGCAGGAUUUUCACAGCAUAUGGAGCCAGCUGUCUUUCACAGGGACUGCUGUCCAUGCAACCAAGAGAUAAGUGUUCCUCUACAAGACCCUUUCCUUCAUGGAAAGACUGAAGAGUGAUUAAAUGACAAGAUGGGGGUGCCUUUAAGGUGGACAAAGGAUGCUCCUGCUCCUGAGGAACAAAAUGGGCGAAGCAUUCUGGGUGCAUGGGACAAAGACCUGCAGUGCAUUCUGGGUACAUGGUUUGGGGACCUGCAGUCACCGGGCUGAUAACUCUUCUGUGAGAGAUCCUAGUUGGCCCUGUCUGCCUCAGCUGUACUUUAAAUGCAGACAAAAAUAACACAUUCACUGCUAGUCACUUUUAAGAUUUAAAAACGCUUCGCUGCCUGAGAAUUCAUGGUGCACCUUCAUGCAAUGUAGAAAGAAACUACUGAGUGUUAUCUUUAAGGCAUUUAUUUUGCACUGUUGCGGGUGGUUACGCAUUCUAGAGUGGCCACGCCCUUCGUGUGUUCACACGCGGGGGCGGGGCUUAUGUGUCUUCAUGCGAGGUGCGUGUUCUUCCUGUGUUCCACCGACCGACCGUCCGCACUGCUUCUCCGGCGUGUCCUAGACCACGCUGGGCAGAGAGAAUGGCUACUGCAGACUUGGCUUUUAUAUCUGGGUAAAGGCUUCAACCCAGAAGUCCAAGAGAAUACAGUGUUUCCUUUUUUUAUGCUUUAUAUGUGCUUAUCAGACGUCCUUAUCCAGAAUGACAAGUACGAGUUACAUUUUCUGUGCAGGCGAUACAUGUGUGUGUGUGUGCACAGUGGUGUAAUGGUAGUAUAAUAGCAGUCUUUAGUGUAAAAGGCAGUAAGCAGCACUGCUUCUCUAGGCACCGUACUUCUCCUCACCUGAGUGACUGACAACAUGAGCCCACGGGAGAGGGGGGUAAUUUCGUAUGCCUUCAUAUUUAGCACGCAGAUGCAAUUUGGAACGGCAGGAUUUUCUGAUGCAGAAAGAAUCCACAGGCUGCAGGGUUUUUAAUGAGCGGUCUUUGUGCCACCCCCACCAGCACUCUUAAGGCAUUGUGUUAGCCAUAAGGUUCCAUUAAUUGUUUCUGAAGCUUCUAUCAGUGAAUGGUUCAUUUAAAAAAAAGUCAUUUCUUUCUUCGCUUCUCAACGAACGCCUGAAUUACAGCGUCGAACGCGGAGAUGAUCUCUCUCAAUGCUGUCCGGCUACCUCGUUCCGAAACAUUUUUUUUCCCCCUCAUUAUGCCAUUUGAAUUUAUUUUUAAUACUAGUUUUAUUGUUGCUGGACAUUUUCUUGAUUGGUUUCUGAGUUGAAUGAAGGCUUGGAAAUGAAAGGGAUGUCUGAUGAAAGGGUUUUUAUCUUCUGCAAAAGAGGAUGUAAUAAAUGGCUUUUGCCCUCCCUUUUCCUCUCA
Molecule: messenger RNA, 2532 nt
Organism: Anguilla anguilla (European eel)
Lineage: Eukaryota; Metazoa; Chordata; Actinopteri; Anguilliformes; Anguillidae
Product: neuronal calcium sensor 1-like
Exons: 9
Coding region: 377-949 (190 amino acids)
Molecular function (GO): calcium ion binding; calcium sensitive guanylate cyclase activator activity
Source: RefSeq, a predicted model, not a curated record